Erigeron canadensis is the source of this 1513-nucleotide messenger RNA. RefSeq names its product U-box domain-containing protein 7. The coding region runs from base 30 to 1367 and encodes 445 amino acids. NCBI's taxonomy places the organism in Eukaryota, Viridiplantae, Streptophyta, Magnoliopsida, Asterales, Asteraceae. The transcript has 2 exons. The record is from RefSeq and is a predicted model, not a curated record.
UCAAAAUCCAAAAUCUCUACUUUUCUUGUAUGUAUGUAACUUUUUUCAUGAAAAAUAACGACCACAAAAACAUGACCGAUUCUUCUUCUUCUCCAUCAACUUGGUAUCAAGUCUAUUUGAAGCUUAAAUUCUUUUCAAGAAUGCGAAGACGGUUCGCCAACAAGACCACGCCCAACGUUCGAUGUGAGCCGCCUUCUAGUCAGUCUUGUAAUGAAAGAAUAGUAGAUAUGAUCGUUGAUCAAAGAGAAAAGAUUGAAAUAAUUAAUCAUUGUGACGAAAAUGAUGACACGAUUUUACAAAAGUCAGUAAAGAGGCUUCAUUUUGGAAGCAAAGAAGAAAAGGCUGUCGCGGCUAAAGAGAUUAAAAGACUCGCUAGAGAUGAUAUGAGGCGACGAAAAAUGAUGGCGGAUCUUGGUGUUAUUCCGCCUUUGGUAGCUAUGGUUGGUUGUGAAUAUACGGCAGCACAUCGAAGGUUGGCCGUAGAAGCUUUAGUUGAGCUAGCAAAUGGGACAAUAACGAACAAGGCUCUGUUGGUAGAGGCAGGAAUCUUGCUGAAAUUGUCGGAGAACAUUAGAGUUGAAGAAUUAGCCAAAUAUGAAUAUGCACAACUCAUAAUGUCUUUAUCUUCGUUGGUGAAUGUUCAAUUCCCCAUUGAUUCAUCAAAGAUACUUCCACUAGUGCUACAUAUGCUUACAUCAGAUUCAAGUACUAUCGAAACCAAAAUGUUGUGUUUGACCACAAUUUAUAAUAUAUCAACCGUAAUAGGUAAUGUCGGAUCAUUGGCAACCGAUGAGCUCGUAAACGUUCUCUUGAAGUUAUCUUCUAUGAAAGAAGCAUCAGAAAAAGCUCUUGCAACAUUAGGAAAUCUUGUAGUGACUUCAAUGGGCAAAAAGGCCUUAGAAAGUAGCCCAAUGGUGCCCGAAUGUUUAAUAGAAAUUUUGACAUGGGACGAUAAAUCAAAAUCGCAAGAGUUGUCUGCUUACGUUUUGAUGAUACUAGCCCAUCAGAGUUCGUUGCAACGAACGAAAAUGGCAGACGGAGGAAUUGUGCCUAUUCUUCUUCAACUUGCCUUGUUAGGAAGCCCAUUAGCACAAAAAAGGGCCCUAAAGUUAUUGCAAUGGUUCAAAGAUGAAAGGCAAAUGAAAAUGGGUCCUCAUUCCGGGCCACAAUCGAGAAGGUUAUCGUGCGGUUCGCCUUUGAAUCGAGAGGAUCGGAAUGAGGGCAAAAAGUUGAUGAAGAAGAUGGUCCAACAAAGUUUGUAUAGGAAUAUGGAUACCAUUACUCGUCGAGCAAAUGGGGAUUCAAAUUCAAGCCCAAAUGUCAAACUAUUGGUGAUUAGUUCAAGUUCAAAGAGCUUGCCAUAUUAGAUACACAGAAGAAAUACGAGUUUACCUUUAUUUGUGCAAUCUUUUCAUUUUUCAAUGUACAUUAAAAGGAAAAAAGAAAAAAGAAAAAAAUCGUCCUGUCAAUGUACUCAUGAGUUAAUAUUUUUGUCACAAUUUUUUAACACUUA